AUGGCAGCAUUGGUAGAAUCCGCAAAGAAGGUCGCCUCGUUUGUCGGCACAGAGGGCGAGUACAUGCUCCCCCACCACGCCAAAGAAAUCGAGCGACUGCGGAAGCAACAUGUAUUCAUGAACAGCACAACAGGCGGACAACUUCUCGUCGUUCCAUUGGUAACUGAACCUGGGGACAAGAAACUCCGAGUGCUCGACUCUGGUGCAGCAGAUGGAACAUGGCUUCUGGAUCUCCCCCGUCAGUUACCAACGUUCGACCUGGAGCUCUUUGGCGUCGAUAUCGGGUCGAGCCUCUUCCCACCAAAAUCGACUGCCGACCUGCGAGCUCACGAUAUCCGGACCCCAUUCCCCGAGUCUUGGAACUGGAAGGACAGCUUCGAUGUCAUUCACCAACGCCUUCUGAUCUGGGGAAUCAAAUCGGCAGAAUGGCCGACCGUCAUACGAAACCUCAGUACCAUUAUCCGACCCGGAGGCUACAUCCAACUCGUCGAAGCAGAAUGGAUCGAUCCCAACAAUCCCGCGUCGCCAGAGACACGACCCAAUCUGAGUAAACAGGCCGCAUUGCAGGUAUGGUCGACCGAGAGCUUCGAGAUGGACAUCAACAUUGCGUAUAAGCUCGAGGAUCUGUUAAAGGAUGCUGGCUUCGAGGACGUGACCAAGGUCCAGUUCGAUCAUGGAUACGGAGCGUUGGCCAGAGACCCGGAGCAGCGAAAUGUGUCGGCGGAGCUGUGGGUGGAUUGUUUUCGACCGUUGGGGGAGAAGAUCCCAGAUGGCGGGAUCCCGGGCGUGGCGGCCAACGCGGGGGAGUUUGCGGAGUUUAUGGAUGCGCUGGAGCUGGAGAUCAAGACGUUUGGGUACCAGCCAAAGCUAAAUUUUGUUUACGCAAGGAAGCCUUAUUAG
Molecule: messenger RNA, 900 nt
Organism: Aspergillus calidoustus
Lineage: Eukaryota; Fungi; Ascomycota; Eurotiomycetes; Eurotiales; Aspergillaceae
Source: the annotation of a GenBank genome assembly